UAUAAUCUGUGACAAUUCAAAUCGUUAGAAAGAAAACGCAAGGGGAAAAAAGAUGUCGUCAAUCGCCGAUGAGGAAUUGCGUCGCCGGAAACUGGAAGAAGCCCUCGAAAUCAAAUCCCUCCGCCGUAUCAUCAGCGCUUAUCUCAACUACCCAGAAGCUGCUGAGGAGGAUAUUGUAAGAAAUGAAAGAUGCUUUAGAAGGCUUCCACACGCCCACAAGGCGUUGUUGUCGCAUCUGCCCCUGAAAUUUCAGAAAUAUAGAUGGUGUGUCUCGCAAAAUUCCUAUUUCAUAUUUGAAAUGCUUAAGACAUUCGAACCUCCUCUUGAUAUGAGUGCGGGCAUUUAUAUGUCUGAAAAUCAAACCACGGCGGAGAGUGCCUCUGAUAACCGUCAUUUGUCUGGUGAACUGGACCUUCUUCCCUGUCAAUCUGGCUCAAAAAGUGGCGACCUGAAUUUUGCAAAUGCUGGUGAACUUAGCUCUAGGGAAGGAGCCAUUCUCAAACCAGAAACCGUCAGUGAGCAACAGGAGAAGAAAAAUCGAAUCUUUGAACAAAACAAUGCGGGGAACUGCUGUGUAGACUCCGAGUGUAACGGAAAGGUAGAGAAUGCUGAUGCUGAUUGUUGUCAGAGUGAAAAAAAUUCUCCACCUUCAUCUUCUAUGCAUGACUGUGAUAGACAUGUAUCCUCAUCAUCGCCUGAUUGGUUGGACCCAUCAUUGCAGUUUCAUGUUCCUUUAGUUGAUGUAGAUAAGGUUCGAUGCAUCAUAAGGAACAUUGUUAGAGACUGGGCAGCAGAGGGUCAGCAGGAACGUGAUGAGUGCUAUAAGCCAAUUCUUCAAGAACUUGAACAACUUUUUCCACAUCGUUCUAGAGACAGUCCUCCUGCAUGUUUAGUUCCUGGAGCUGGACUUGGGAGGUUAGCAUUAGAAAUCUCAUGCCUGGGUUUUAUAAGCCAAGGAAAUGAAUUUUCGUACUACAUGAUGAUAUGCUCCAGUUUUAUACUAAACCACUCUCAAGUUGCGGAUGAGUGGACCAUAUAUCCAUGGAUACACAGUAAUUGUAAUUCACUUUCAGACAGUGAUCAGCUUCGCCCUGUUUCAGUUCCGGAUAUUCAUCCAGCUAGUGCAGGGAUUACUGAAGGCUUCUCAAUGUGUGGAGGUGAUUUUGUUGAAGUCUAUAAUGAUCCAAGUCAAGUAGGAGUUUGGGAUGCAGUUGUGACUUGUUUCUUUCUUGAUACCGCACACAAUAUUGUCGAAUAUAUUGAGAUUAUCUCAAGAAUUCUCAAAGAAGGGGGUGUCUGGAUAAAUUUGGGGCCCCUGCUUUAUCAUUUUGCAGAUUCGUAUAAUCAGGAAGAUGAGAUGUCGAUUGAGCUGAGCUUGGAAGAUGUAAAGAAUGUUGCCUAUCAUUAUGGAUUUGAAAUAGAGAAAGAAUCAACAAUUGCGACAACUUAUACAUCGAAUCCAAGAUCAAUGAUGCAGAACCGUUAUUAUGCCGCGUUCUGGACCAUGCGGAAGAAAACACUUGCAGCGGCAAGUCCACAGACUGUGACAUAAUUUCGUAUCUACUUUCUAUUGAAAUAAAUUGAGAUAAAAAUGAUUUUAUGUGAUUGAGGUUAAAAGCCCGGGUAUGAGAAGCAUUCUUUGGGUUUACCAAAUUGUGCUGCAUUCGAAUUUUUGUGUAUUACUCAUUAGGAUAUGAAGUUCAAACAUUAAUGCAACACUAACGCUUUGGGGGUUAACGAUAGAUGUGAGUGGUACAGUUAAGCAUCA
Messenger RNA from Erythranthe guttata (spotted monkey flower), 1768 nucleotides. Lineage: Eukaryota; Viridiplantae; Streptophyta; Magnoliopsida; Lamiales; Phrymaceae. The record is from RefSeq and is a predicted model, not a curated record.